Messenger RNA from Ixodes scapularis (black-legged tick), 699 nucleotides. RefSeq names its product phospholipid-transporting ATPase ABCA7-like. NCBI's taxonomy places the organism in Eukaryota, Metazoa, Arthropoda, Arachnida, Ixodida, Ixodidae. The transcript is spliced from 5 exons. The record is from RefSeq and is a predicted model, not a curated record. Gene Ontology annotation, cellular component: membrane. The coding region runs from base 1 to 699 and encodes 232 amino acids. Gene Ontology annotation, molecular function: ABC-type transporter activity.
AUGGGCUUCUACUCGGCCUGUCAUCUUGUGGAGCCGAUCGGCGAGCGGCUGAGCGGCUUCAAGCACCUGCAGUUGAUGACGGGGAUGUCUGGUUCGCUCUACUGGAUCGGCCACCUGCUCUUCGACGGCGCCGGAGCCAUGGUCAGCUCGUGCGUCUUCAUGGUGGCAUUUAUUUUCAGUCAUGACACGCUUUCCGGGACGUACUGGGCGGCCAUGUGGCUUCUGAUGCUCGCCUACUGCUUCGCCAUGUUGCCACUCAUCUACCUGUGCACGAUGAUGUUCUCGGAGUCGGACAGAGCCUACUUUGUCCUGGCACUGACCUUCAUGCUCGCUGGCAUCGUGGGAUCUCUGACUGUGGAACUGUUCGACCUGUUGGCCGCGUACGCGCCGUCGUUCCUUAUGACGGUGGCGAUCGUGUGCUUGGGGUUUCUGUGCCGCUGGUUCCCCACGUACUCCUUCUCGCGAGGCAUCGUGAAGCUGGUCCUGCUGGCCAGGUACAACGCCGUCUGCACCACGGGCGGGGAACUGCUCAAGGCUGCCUGCAGUGACGGCGCCCUCUCCACCGACGACAGGAUCAUGCCCUGCUGCGAAGCCUUGCAGAAGAACGGCAGCGCAGAACUGCUCCAGCCGCUAGGGCCCGGCUACGAGACCGGUUUCUUUGAGGCCAUCACCUCCUGCACGGUAUGGUCUGGCACCUGA